Molecule: messenger RNA, 1720 nt
Organism: Phragmites australis (common reed)
Lineage: Eukaryota; Viridiplantae; Streptophyta; Magnoliopsida; Poales; Poaceae
Product: protein LAZY 1-like
Exons: 5
Coding region: 234-1445 (403 amino acids)
Biological process (GO): regulation of auxin polar transport; gravitropism
Source: RefSeq, a predicted model, not a curated record
UUUAAGAGCUCAUACACAAGGCUACAAUGUAGGCUUUGUGCAUGGUGUGGCUUACAUGGGACCUUCCCUCUACUCGACCAUUUGUAGCCUUCCCCAUGUUCUGAUCUGCCGACUGGUGGAUCAUUCCUGCAGCUGCAGUGCGGCUAAUCUGCCUCUGGCGGCUAUCUUCUCUGUUCAUCGUCUAUUAAUGCCUCUUCCAGCUCCAGCUCUCUGCUUAGACAAGCCUUUCCAAGAUGAAGCUCCUGGGUUGGAUGCACCGAAAAUUACGGAGUAAUAAUGAUGUGUUCAAAGACUUCAGCACUGGUGGAGGUGGGACCUGCAAAUGCAUCACCGGACUGGCCUCGCCGGACCCCAUCACCUUCCUCACCUCCGCCAAUGAAUACUUCGCUGACGACGCCUUCGCCACCAACCAUCCGUCGCCGCCUGCCACCGACCACUUCAACUUCGGCGGCAGCGACCUCCUCACCAUCGGCACGCUAGGCAUCGCCGCCGUCGCUGUACCUGGAGACGACGACGACGAUUAUUACUGCAAAGUUGACGUUGACGUCGACGCCGACCUGGACAACAAUGGUGGCACUCACAGUGAGGAAGGCGUCGAUGGCGGCGCGGUCACGCCCAUCUUCACCUACCCCACUGCGCCGGAGACCGACUCCGAUGAGAAGUCGGUCGCUGCCGUCGAGGCCAUCGCGGAGAAGGACGACUACACUACCACGGAGGACGACCUCAUGGUGGUGAGCGCCGAGCUGGAGAAGGUCCUAGGUGGCCGCAACAGCUGCGCCGCCGGAGACAUGGUGGCGUCGGCGCGGGUGAGCUUCGCCAUGGGCGUGGACUGCCCACUGCAGGGCUUCCUGUUCGGCUCGCCGGUGAGCGACGCAGAGUCGCGUCUGGAGCAGCCGCGGGACAGCAGCGGCGGCAGGCGCACCUCGCUUGGCGAGCUGUUCAUGCGCACGCGCUUUGCUGACGAUAAGGUGUCGCUCGGCGCCCUCGAGGAGGGCGAGGACGGAGCCGCCGGUGGAGAGAGGGAGGAGGGGAAAGCAUGUAAAGGCGGCGGCAGUGGUGGCCAUAAGGCGAUGAAGAAGAGGAAGGUGAAGGAUGAGAAAGGCGCCAGCGGUGACGGAGCGCCGGCGAGUGCAACGGUGACUAAGAUCAAGUUUCAGAAGAUCCUUCGAAUCUUCCACAGGAAAGUGUACCCUGAGAGCACGGCCCUGGCGAGGAGCCUGACCAAGAAGUACCGCAAGCGCGGCAGCAGCGCCGACGAGCCCGAGCCGCCGGCAUCACCCAAGCUCCGGUGCCGCAAGAACCAGGGCGUGCCGGGCUUCGGCUGCUGCGCCAACAGUGCCUCCUUCGCCGGCGCCGCUUCUCCCGACGACGGCGAGCACAACGUCGGCAGCAAGAGCGGCCACUGGAUCAGGACCGACGCAGACUAUUUGGUGCUGGAAUUAUAGAGAAAGAGAAAGUCAGAAUCUGUUGGCUGGACAUCAUGAUGAAGCCUAGUGAGUAUAUUGAGUAUGUUGUGUACUUGUGUUUCUGUGCUUACCUCUCUUCAAUCCUUAUCUGUUUGUUCAUGUUACCUGAAUGAGUUGUAUGAGUCAGUCUACACUGUGGAGAAAAGGACUGCGAAUGUAUGAUGAACUUAAUGUAUGUUUGCUUCUUGAUGUUACUGGUGUCUCAUGGACUGAGAAAAGGACUGAUAGCUCUCUUUGUGGGCUUGACCCUCUAA